Molecule: messenger RNA, 6340 nt
Organism: Dicrocoelium dendriticum
Lineage: Eukaryota; Metazoa; Platyhelminthes; Trematoda; Plagiorchiida; Dicrocoeliidae
Source: the annotation of a GenBank genome assembly
UCAGCUCUCACGCUCACCUCCACACUCGGGGAUGAAUAUAUAUCAGUUUUCUACUACGCCUCCUUAUUAAAUGCCUCAGCUCCUUGCCUUUGGUUCCAAAUCUAUUCCCAAAUUCGUGAGAUCUCAACUUCUGUCACUGAAAGGAUCAUAUGUCUCGCAAGUAUUCGCCUCAUUUUCGGUGGAAGCUGGGUUGCUGAACCAGAAAGUGAAAUGUUCCAAACCCUCCAAGCCUAAAUCUCCGCUUGUUGAUGUGUGGGAAGGAAUGACGGUGGGUGAGUUGGCGGCCGCUGCUCGACGCGAACCGAAACUUGUCCUCUCCACCCUAAAUUAUGACAUUCUUGAAAGUGGCAAAGCUCUUCUAAACACAAAGCUUGAGGAUAAAGCGCUGUUGAUGUCAUUAGUUAAACUAAUGGGCCUACGACCCCGGUUUGAAGAUCAAUCUCUUCGGAUUCCGGUGGUUCGCGAUGCUCAUCCCAGACCACCCGCACAGCCCUCCGAGUGUGUGCCGCGCCCUGCGGUCGUCGCUGUCCUCGGUCAUGUUGAUCACGGCAAGACUACACUUCUGGAUUCCUUACGGGCUACCCGCAUGGUGGAUCAGGAAUAUGGUGGUAUCACACAGCAUCUUGCAGCAUUUACCGUCUCCUUAUCCGCGGUUGCUGCUCAGGCUGGUGUCAAGGAUCCUAUGAGCUCGCUACCCAAGGCACUUACUGAUUACAUCACUUUCUUGGAUACCCCAGGGCAUGCGGCUUUCUCUGCUAUUCGCGCUCGUGGUGCAUCCGCCACCGAUAUCAUCAUCCUCGUUGUUGCUGCGGACGACAGUGUUAUGCCACAGACGGUAGAAUCCAUUCACUUUGCCAAAGAAGCGAAUGCCCCCAUCAUCGUGGCCAUCAAUAAGAUGGACAAACGUGAAGCCGAUGCGGCUCGCGUGAUGGCGGAUCUGGCAGCGCUCGACGUUGUUGUGGAACAGUUAGGAGGUGAUGUCCAGUCUGUGGAAAUUUCCGCCCUAAGGCGGAUUAAUCUGCACUCUCUGCUUGAGGCUGUGUGCUUACAGGCAGAAAUGAUGCAGCUGUGCGCUGAUCCAAGCGGACCGGUUGAAGGUUUUGUGUUGGAAGCAAAGGUAGAACAUGGUAUCGGCAAGGUCGCAACAUGUCUCGUGACCCGCGGUCACUUGCAGAAAACUCCUACCAGUGGUCCUCUUGUCGCUGGUGAGGCCACAUGUAGUCCACGCCUCCUCUUCGACGAUCGUGGGCAACAGGUGACCUCCGUCUGCCCAGGCUUCGUGGCCAAAGUUGCAGGCUGGAAGGAGUUGCCGACCCCCGGUGACACAUUAUUGGAGUUAGACUCAUUAUCCAGAGCAGCAGAAGUUGUGCGUGUCCGUCGGGCAAUGCGAAUAAACCGUAAGACUGAAGAGGAUUACGCUGCAUACGCUGCUCGCAUGGCUCCCUAUCAAGCCGAGUAUAACGCAUUUAUUCAACACCGCCAGCAAUUUCAUCGAUCUCAGUGGCGUAAACUAGAUAGAUCUCGUCCCGAUCUUACACACCUUGUUUGUCCACCGAACCCCAAAUUGGUCAAGCUACCUCUUUUAAUUAAGGCGGAUGUUCAAGGCAGCCUAGAAGCCAUCAAGACACUUUUGUCAACGUGUCCCUCCGAUGCCUGUGACAUUGAGGUCGGACUAUCUUCCAUUGGACCGUUGACCGAGUCGGAAGUAAUGAACGCCAAAGCAUUAGAUGCCACUAUUUUGCUAUUCAACGUUCCUGUACUACCAGAAGCUGAGAAACUAGCAGAGACUGAGGGUGUUCAAAUCAAGCAACACAAUAUUAUCUAUCGAUUGGCCGAAGACGUUCGCGACAUGAUCUGCCAUCGACUGCCACCUUUGACAGUGGAGAGGAUUAUUGGUGAGGCUGAAAUAUUGGCGCUGUUUGUUGUCAAAGAGUCUCGCGGUGGUGGAGCACCUCUCAGUAUCCCUGUCGCUGGUUGUCGGUGCAUCAGAGGUCAACUCUUAUCAAAUCCCAAGUCAGCGUCCGUGCAUGCGUGAAACCGUUGAACCAGCAAGUAAGGCUGCCAUUUAUCCAGAGCCCAAACAAUAGCCAGACACUCCUUCUCCACCGUCGAAUACUUGCGUUUCGAUGACGUCAAAAUUCUACUAGCUUAUUCGAUCCUCCCUUGCUUUCGCUUCAGCACCGCACCAAUUCUGACUUCGCUUAAUCUUUGGCCACCGUAAAUGUUCCGCCGGAGCUCGGUGAUUUCAACUUCACUUCCUAUCUCUCCAUUUUCUUCGGAAGGUGCUUAAACACUCUCUGAGCUUUUGUCGUCCAAGUGAAUUUCCUUAUCCUAACAGCUCGUACAAAAGUGACGCCAAGCUUUUAAAAUUCCUGACAAAUUUACUGUGAUAUCCAGCGCGGCCCAAAAAUACCCGAAGACUGUGUUCGGAGGUCGGAACAGGGGUGCCCUGAACUAUCAAUACUAUCUCUGGCAGCGGCUUGAUCUCGCCCUGACCCACCUUGCAACCAAGCAGCGUCACGUACGUUUUCCCGUUUUAUGAUUUAGGCCCAUUUGUCCUCAAUCCCGACUGUUGCACUUUUUGCGACAUUGCUUCCAGAUGACGGCAGUGUUCUGUCUCCGACUCACUAUAUACCACGAUAUCGUCUCCAUACACGGCCACAUUCUCUUAUCUGUCCAACAGGCGCAGCAUCCAACGCCGGAAGGUGAUUGGGGUUCCAGACUAUUUAACCGGCAUCCGUUUUAAAUUGGUAAUAUUUAUAGCCGACUGCAAACGCCGUUUUCUCCCGGUCCUCUUGUUAGAUCACCAGCUGCAAGUAACCAGAUCUCGGGUGGGCCUUUUGUCUUCCAUUGUCCCAAUUUCCCAUAAAGGAAGCAUCGUCCCUUCGGCCUUAUCUUCUGAUAAGGAAUUUGAAGUGCCCCAUGUCUUGCGUAAUCUGUUUCAGUCUCUCCUCUAUCCUUUUCAAGCGUUCCUCUUCUUUUUGAUUUUCUGCUUAUUCUGCAGCGACUGCCUCAUGUGCAAACUCACUUACCACUUGGUCAAACUCCGCGACGUCCGUUCCGUAGGCGGCGUUUACAGUCCGCAACCGAUCGGCUAUCAUCGGAGGUAGACCGUCCAGAGACUGCUCCACUAACAGUUACUGUCUUGACGCGUGGUCCAAAUUAGACAUAGGUGGGCGGCGAAGAUGAACGUGUCCGCUCCCACUUUAAGCCUGGCUGCUUUGAAUCGCCGCAUCGCAUUCUGGCGGUCAGCUGGACCUUUGAACCCCGAUAUCGGCUCAUCCUUCACGUCGGCCUAUUCCAACUUAACUGGGCCCCUUCGUGUCGCCUCCAGAAUCACCUUCGUUCCGCCUUUGAGGAGGCUCCGCAGGGCAACGUGCUUCGCUCCGACCAUCUCCGCGGUCUCUUCGAAUUUCUCCAGGAACUUCCUUACGUCCCCAUCCUCAAAUGGAUCCGGCCAAGGGAUCUUUAUGCUCCACUUCCGGUCGAUCACGCCACCAAGUGUUAAGAAGGCAACGCGGUGUAGACUAGCUACGUGUUGUAAAACCCACGUCUAGGUAUUGUAACAGUUCGAAGAUAGAAACUCAACCCCACUUACCCUCCUCCUACCUAUCUUUCACUCUCAGUUCCGCUGCGCCCCUUCAUUCACAGCUUAUCGUUGGAGGUAUAUUUCUGCACCAUGCGUCCUGCAUCUGGUUGAUUUGUGCACCACUCAUCUCUCUUGCGCGGUGGUCCACGAUUUCUCUGAUUUCCUCGCGCUUUCUGUUUCCACACAUACUCAUUAGAAGCGACUACUAUCCUGACAUCCUGUCCUGACAUCUCUCCACGACGGGUGCAUGUGAGUAUGUAUGCGGUCGCGGAGUGCGGUGUUGCUGGCGAAAUUGGUGCUUUUCAAAUGAGAAGAAAUCAUGCUGUUUAUAGUACACGAGUGGUUCAUUCUUAUUUACAAUCUUUCUUGCUUGCAUGUUAAAUUACAUUUUCUUGCUUGAUACCUGCUCACAUUUGUUGUCUUUUAAGCUGACGUGUUGCAUUUGCUCAACUUCUGGACUUGUCACAAAUUUGUGGAAUUGCGUUGUAAGCAGUACGAUUUGCCCCACCUACUUGAACUUUCCUUACUCACACUUUGCUGUUUGGCAACCUAGCGUACAAUCGUUUUUUUGCCUGCAUGACUUGGUAUGUUCUGCGGAACGUUCCCUUGUGUCGCUCGAAUGAUUAAAACCAAUUUCGUUAUCUCUUUAGAGUCACUGUACGACUUCUAUCCCUGGUGUAUUGUGCACUAAACGUGUGUUCAGGCCAUAUUGCGCCGCCACUUUGAGUACUUAAUAAAAGUUGAAAAUCUGCUACGUGUUUACACUGCAUGCUGAACGAUUUACGGAGGCACCUGACCGUAGUUGAUGCGUCACUGGUCGAGAACGCUUAUCUGCCGAAUGAACCAGGUUUUAACAUGUGAUGAUGCGCAUACUUCCAUUAUCCAUUAAGCUGCGCAGUGUUGCUUUGCGAAGGACUUCCAAAACACUCGUAAUUGGUCAUAGGGAACAACGCUUAUCAUUUCGAAGCGCAACUGUGUCACCGAAUCACAACAUUGAUUGUCACUAACGGACGAAUGGAGGGAAAGUAGUCCACUAAUAGCAUUUGAUGCCGUUUGUCCUCCCAAAUUAAGGUAUCCGAGUGGCGGAUGGAUUUAAUAUUUCGAUUAGUCUUUCAAAGGCAUGAAAUCCUUAUCCGAAAUGAUUCCCUUAAAGUGAUUUUUAGUGUUGGUAACAACCUAAGAGCCAUGUUUAACUGGGAGUUAUAAUAUCAAUCUACAUCAUUGGAUGAAAGUAUUAUUCCAACCCAUUCAACACCCGGUGCUAGGCAAGACUGAGUGAAACAGUCGUCCCGACGAAUGCACAGUUAUUAUUAUUCUCUGGGUCGAGCAUCUUAAGAAGAAACUUAAGUAGGUCGCCUCCCAGAUUGUUAUUCGGUUCACGUGAACCGACCUGAGACCAUCACUAUCAAUCAUAUCCGUCAAUAGCUAGUACUGCUAAGACGAAGUGAGAUGCAAGACCUUGACGAGCUGGUUCACUUGUCGAUCAAAGGCAAAUGGACAUCCGUUUUUCAGUUUUGAGCCUUGGGUAUGUGGAUUGUUAGGCAAUGAAUCCCAAACAAUCUAGCAGUUAUCAAUAGGUUCUCUUCACUCAUAUACUUAUUUGGUAGCAAACUUUAUCAGUAGAACUUACUAGCACACCAUCACAUUCCCGCAUGGGGAACACAUCUCCACACUGUUACCUGAAUAAACAGGCGGCGGUUACAUCUUUACGAAUCAUCAUGGAAGGAGCUUCAGACGCCUUCAACCGGAUGUACGUUCUGUUUGGCCUUCCUUCGGAAUUGUUAAAUUCAACUCAGACAAACGUGCUCCUGUGUGUCCACUUCUAGGUUCACUUAAAGAGACUCCCUGAUGUUAUUGUACGUUCCGGAAAGUCUCAUUGUGAACUUAUUCUUAAAACAAUAAUCAUGCCUUCGAAUUCAGCAUCCACUGCUUCUGUUUCGUUCCUACUCGUAUUUCCUUGCAGUUAAAAUCUAACAGAUAGCAGAACAGACUGAAGGUUAUAUGGUCUCAUGAGGUCCGAUUACACAUCAUUACUGUAAUAUGCAAAGGCAUCCCAUGUGUCUGGUUUUUCACACCUAAAAUACAACUGCCUGUUUCCUGAUCUUUCAGAUGUCGCAGGUGAUGUUGUCUCUAUACACUACCGAGUUGUUCGGCCCUACAAAGCAGCGACAAAGACGACGAUCUCAUCACGGCCACACUCCGCUGCACCCAACGAUCCCUCUACUUUGGAUAAUGCACCACUGGGGACCGUUGUUAUCAAUCAAGCAGCCUGUCGAUCUAUGCGACACCAGAAGACAUUCGUAGAUUGUACACGCAGAGGAGUCGAAUGCGGACUGUCCCUCACCACAUCGGAACCUUUCCCCGAUUACAAGGAUUCGGACAAGAGACCUAAAGUGUCAUCCAGCCAACCGUCCUCGGAAAACUUCGUGUCAACUUGGGAAGUUGGCGAUCGCAUUCAGUGUUGUGCUAUCAUACGUGAACCACAGAAAAUCCAGUGGGAGUUUUAGACAGCAUCCACUAGUUAACGUAACCGACCAAAUUAAAUCCAGUGUCCCAGCUUUUCCUUCGUGAUAAAGAAACUUUGAUUGCGCACGACAUUUUUGACAAUAUUUACUUGACAAACGUAGAUUGUAUGCCAACCCGAACUUCUUUAGUGGCUUUCAAUCAGUCAUCGCUGAAAACGUCUACAUUUACCCAUAAUACAUAUGCGUCAGAGUUGAAAUUUUUUGAGGACCAAGUUUCUACGAUGCC